This is a messenger RNA of Armigeres subalbatus, 824 nucleotides long. Its product is annotated as trypsin-1-like. The transcript has 2 exons. The record is from RefSeq and is a predicted model, not a curated record. Lineage: Eukaryota; Metazoa; Arthropoda; Insecta; Diptera; Culicidae. Gene Ontology annotation, biological process: proteolysis. The coding region runs from base 1 to 822 and encodes 273 amino acids. Gene Ontology annotation, molecular function: serine-type endopeptidase activity.
AUGAAACUGUUGGUGCUUUUAGUUGGCUUGAUCGCUGCUGUCUCUGCAGCGCCUAGCAAGGACUACAUUGAAUUGGCCCGUGGAGGACGCGUGGUCGGUGGAAUCAAUGCCCUCCCAAAUGAGUUUCCUAGCAUUGUAUCUGUCCAACGUUUGAUUUUGACUCUAUCGGCCCAUAUCUGUGGUGGUACCGUCAUUAACCAGCGAUGGGUCCUGACAGCUGCUCAUUGUAUCACUGAAUCGCCUGAGAAUGCUCGGUUCGCCAUUUGGGCCGGUUCACAUGAUAUCACCGUUACGGAAAGCGCCCGCCAGGUGGUAAACGUGGAUAUUUCUAUCGUUCAUCCAGAGUACCUUGGUGGAGUGAAUCCAUCGGAUGUGGCCGUCAUGCGUUUGGCUAGCUACUUGAACUUCAACAAUUUCGUCCAACCAGCCAAUCUGCAACCGGCAGGAUCAACUGCUCAGCCCGGCCCAGCAACUCUGGCCGGAUGGGGCAGCACCUCCACCACCAACAACCCAUCGAUGCCCGCCAUCCUGCAGAAGGUUGUGAAACCAAUCAUUGAUUACGAUACUUGCGUCCAGGCCAAUGGCGGCGAAGGAAACAGUCCCCUCGGAACAACCAACGUUUGCACUGGCCCUCUGACCGGAGGAAUUUCGGCCUGCUCUGGAGAUUCUGGCGGCCCACUGUACACCAUUGCCAAUGGUGUGCAGACCCAGGUCGGUAUUGUAUCCUGGGGAUGGAUGCCAUGCGGUUCUAUUGGACGCCCAUCUGUUUAUGUUGGUAUUUCUCACUACCGCUCUUGGAUCGAUUCCAAUUCUGUAUUGUAAAA